Zingiber officinale is the source of this 945-nucleotide messenger RNA. RefSeq lists its product as uncharacterized. Lineage: Eukaryota; Viridiplantae; Streptophyta; Magnoliopsida; Zingiberales; Zingiberaceae. The transcript is spliced from 3 exons. The coding region runs from base 1 to 945 and encodes 314 amino acids. The record is from RefSeq and is a predicted model, not a curated record.
AUGAGGGUUGCAGCAUCAAAAAAUGUGACACCUAUUCAUCAAUUUUUUGAUAGAUUAACUUUUAUAGUUAAUAUUGUUGGUUCUUCAUGUAAGCGUAAUGAUGAAUUGAAGAAUGCUCAUGCGGAUGACAUUGCACAUUUGAUUGCAAUUAAUGAACUCGAGACAGGGCAUGAAAUUAAUCAAAUAGGUACUUUACAACGAGCUGCUGAUACACGUUGGAGUUCUCAUUUGAGAUCAUUGAAAGGCCUAAUUAAGAUGUUUCGUGCAUCGUGUACGGUAUUGCUCAAGGUUAUAGAUGAUGGGCUUCCUUCUCAACGAGCAGAUGCAACAUCUGUUUAUGAUGAAAUGACUUCUUUUAAUUUUGUAUUCAUCUUGCAUCUUAUGAAUGAGAUUAUGGGGAUCAUGGAUAUUCUUUGUCAGGCUUUACAAAGUAAGUCUCAGGAUAUUAUAAAUGUAAUGGAGUUGGUAUUAUCUACCAAGAAUUUACUUCAACAUAUGAGGGAUAACAAAUGGAAUGAUUUGCUUGCAAAAGUGAAAUCUUUUUGUGAACUUCAAAAUAUUGAUAUUCCUGAUUUUAAUGCUCCGUAUAUUGAUAGGCGAGGACGAGCUCACGUUCGUCAAGACAAUUUCACCAUUGAGCAUCAUUAUCAGGUAGAUCUCUUUUAUGCUUCUAUAGAUUCACAGUUGCAAGAAAUUAAUGGACGCUUUAGUGAUGAUGCUAUGGAAUUGCUCAUUCUUAGUAAUGCCUUAAAUCCUCAAAAUGCGAUGGAGUCUUUCAAAAUUGAGGAUAUUUCUUCUUUCCACAAUGGGACGUCGGGACUAAAAAGAGCUUCGUUUAAUGUUCUUGGGUACAUUUUCGACAUAAAAGUCAUGAAGUCCGACCCGAAUGAUUUCUCAACUCUAGCCCAUUUGCUCCAACGUGGCUCUUCGCUUGAUUAUCAAUAG